AGAUGGGCCGUGACACCUCACAUCGUCCGCCACUUGCAUCUGCCCCGCGCGCGCGCGCACGGCCGCUCGCGCCGCGCGCUGACCGCCGCCGGCGUCUGCUAUUGGUCCGAUUAGCGCGCGGACGGCCGGUUUUGGCGCGCCGGCAGAGCGGAGCGCCCGGGGGUGCCAGUUGCACAUCGUGCACGUCACCAUGGAGCUCUCCUGGUGGACCGGGCUGCUGGCGCUGCUGGUGAUUGCCGCGGCUCCUCUCCCACGACCAGCAGAGGCGGAAACUCAGCCUGUUUUUGCUCAGCCGAUCGGCAACCAGGAAGUAGUGGCCUCCAGGAGCGCCGCCCUGAAAUGUGUCGUGGAAAACCUCGGCGAUUAUCAGGUGGCGUGGAUCCACCUGGAGCGGCAGAUGAUCCUCACCAUUCACGACAAGGUGAUCACGAGCAUUCCCCGCUUCAAGCUUGUGCAGGACGACCCCAACACGUGGGUGCUGCACAUCUCACAGGUCCAGCGCAGUGACGGCGGCCUCUACAUGUGCCAGGUCAACACUGCACCGCUCAUGUCGCAGAUUGGCUCGCUGAAGGUGUUUGAGCCACCGAAGAUAAUAGACGACAACAGUACCAAGUCAGAAGUCUCAGUCAAGAGCCGUCAAAACGUGACGCUGACGUGCGCGGCUACCGGAGUACCGGAGCCGACCAUCCAGUGGGUCAGAGAGGAUGGCCGCCCUUUGCGGGCGGCUGUGGUCCACCGCGGCCGACAUAGCCACCGAGGGCGUCACCGGCAGCACGGCAGACGGGACCAGUACAGCAGGCACGACCAGUACGGCCGGAGGGACCAGUACGGUCAGCGGGAGCAGUUCAGCCGCGGUGGAGAGAGUGAUCAGAAUAUCUCUCGCCUACCGGAGACCAUCAAGGGCGACACUCUGCAUUUGGUCCAUGUCACACCGUCCGAUAUGGGGGCCUACCUGUGUAUGGCUAAAAACGAGAUUCCACCCACUGUCAGCAAGCGGAUACAACUCUUUGUAGAAUUUAAGCCGAUGAUCUGGGUUCCGAAUCAGCUGAUGGACGGCGUCCAGGGCUCAUCGGUGACAAUGAGAUGUCGCAGCGAGGCAUACCCGGAGCCAAUCGUCUACUGGAGGAAGAUGAUCGGCAAAGAGGGGCAUCUCAUUAUCGACGAGCGGAAGGGAAAAUACGACAUUGAAAUCAGGCACUACGAAUACAAAACUGAGAUGCUGCUGACGAUUCAUCACCUGAAUUCGUCUGAUUUUGGCUCCUAUAAGUGUAUCUGCGAAAACUACAUAGGAAAAGUUGAUGGAUCUAUCACACUAAACGAAAUACUGCAGCCCACCACCGAGCGGGUAACGACGGAGGCCUACCGACCCUGGAAGCCCGUUACCGACAUCGUCACAUUCAGAAACGGUGUUGGAGAGCAGGGUGGACUGUACGGCGACGUCUACCUACCGGAUCAGGACGAGCUGGGGGAUGACCUCCUUGAGGAGGAGCUGGAGCGCGAGAGGAAGCGCUACGGCCUCAGAGAGGGCUACAACUGGGAGCAGCACAACAGGAACAAAGAAGGGGACAAAUCGUCGUCACGGAAGGUGUCGCUGCAAUCGAGUCUGCUGCUGGCUCCGGCGCUCCUCGCCACGCUCACGUCCAAGUUGUGAGGACCUCUUCUCGCUCUCCCAGGCCCCUGUGUUGCCACGCCAUCGACAAGAGGCAUCAGCGGAAUCGAAAUGGAUAAUGAGAGGUGGUAAUAGAAAUGAUAGCACGGUAAGGUAUGAUAGGACCUAACUCCGUUCACGCCGACGAUCAGUGCAGUUGAUUAGGCUUGACGAGUUACAACAUGGAACAGCGGCCUAGCUUGUGACGCUUCACGAUAUCUACCGCCCGCUGAAGUUGAGUGCAACGCCAGUGCUGUUACCUGACGGUUAGCAAGGUAUCGAUGCGCGCUGGUGCUGGAGUUUUGUGGUGGUCGGAGCGGAGGUGCUGCCAUCUAGCCCGGCCUCACCUACGGUGGAGAGGGCGCUCCUCGGCAGCGUGCUGUAGUCUGUGAAUGGUCGUACAGGUGCUGCCCUCUUCAGAUCAGUGCAGUGGUUUGGCGCUGCCGCUCAUCGAAUGGUUGAGCAUCCGCAAUCAGCCAGCUGCGGCCGUCCCGCCAGUAUGCACUAUUGAUCUCAAUCUAAGGGUUCCAGCGACCAAAUGGCGAUGCAAUCAGCAUCCUUAUUCUCGCCUCACUCAACUGAGACGGGAAGCACUCUGACAACUGGGUCGUUCUGAAAGCUGACAGCUGUCGAUCUUAGAACUCGGUGUUAUUCAGGGCGCAUCCAAAACUACUUAUCGCUGGAACUCUUAUCUUGAGAUCGACAUUGCGUACGUCGUACAUACGCAAUUACAAUGCUACGUCGGUUGCUGCUGAUGUAGCGUGACUGUGCAGCGCUGUUACGGGAUCGGCUAGCGCUUACAGUCGAUUCGAGUCGGCUACCCGAGACCUUGUGUGCACUCUAUGAGUCCAGUCGCAUACGGCGUCUUCAGAAAAAUCAAAGAUAUCCCGCUUAGAUGAGAGGUUUGUGACGUUUACUAUGGGAUCCGACUGCAUGGAUUUAUGUCCGUAUAUUUAGCCUUGUGCCAAGUAUCUAUUGUUAUCAUGUAACUGUUGUUCGAGGUAGACUUACUGCAAGUAGCAGUUUCGAUCUGCUUGCUUCUUGUGCGCUGUUCUAUCAAGCAAUGCCAAAUAUAGUCCAUUGUCUUGUUAACCUGAUUUACAUACCCAAGCUUCUGCUACUUAAACAUAUAACAUAUCAUAGCAAUCUAUGUACUAUUCACUUCUGUUAAGCACAAAUAAUUGUGAAAGCACAAUACAGUGAGCGUGAACACUUU
Amphibalanus amphitrite is the source of this 2864-nucleotide messenger RNA. Its product is annotated as lachesin-like. NCBI's taxonomy places the organism in Eukaryota, Metazoa, Arthropoda, Thecostraca, Balanomorpha, Balanidae. Gene Ontology annotation, cellular component: neuron projection. Bases 191 to 1651 code for a protein of 486 amino acids. The record is from RefSeq and is a predicted model, not a curated record. The transcript is spliced from 11 exons.